AAGAUCUAGUGAGUCAGUGAGAGAGAGAGAGAGAGAUGGGAAAGGUGAGGGCAAGUAGCAUAUUGUGGGUGGUGUGCGUGGUGAGCGUAGUGGGAAUAGCAUGGGGACAGAGCGCCACCAAUGUGAAGGCGACGUAUAACCUAUACCAUCCAGAGCAACACGGCUGGGAUCUCAUGGCCGUCGGUGCAUUUUGUGCCACCUGGGACGCCAACAAGUCCCUCCCUUGGCGCCGCAAAUACGGCUGGACCGCCUUCUGUGGCCCCGUCGGCCCCCAGGGUCAGGCCGCCUGCGGCCGCUGCCUCCGAGUCACCAACAUCCGCACCGGUGCCCAACAGACCGUCAGGAUUGUGGAUCGCUGCAGCAACGGUGGGUUGGACUUGGAUGUCGGAGUCUUCCGGCAGCUUGACACCGACGGCAACGGCAACGCUCAGGGUCACCUCUCCGUCAACUAUAACUUCGUCAACUGUGGUAAGUGAUCUAUCCGUGACCCAACCCGACCACGUACUCCUCUGUAAUAAAAGCACAGGAUAUAGAUUAGUGCUACUGAUCUAGUUGUAAGAGAGUGCCAAGAAUUCGCUCAAUCAAUGCAUUGCAUUGUACUAUUCAUAAACUUACGGGACUCAUCUAAGUCAGAACAUGUUCUAGUUUAAAUAGUAUUUAUGGAGAUAUUUAUGAAUUAUCUAUUGAUAAAGUUCUCUCAUGUUAAUCGCA
This is a messenger RNA of Prosopis cineraria, 711 nucleotides long. Its product is annotated as pathogenesis-related protein PR-4-like. Gene Ontology annotation, biological process: defense response to bacterium; defense response to fungus. The coding region runs from base 36 to 476 and encodes 146 amino acids. The record is from RefSeq and is a predicted model, not a curated record. The transcript has a single exon. Gene Ontology annotation, molecular function: RNA nuclease activity. Lineage: Eukaryota; Viridiplantae; Streptophyta; Magnoliopsida; Fabales; Fabaceae.